GCUGCGUGUCCCUUCAUCAGCCCACUCCACUCUCAGUGUAACUCCCAAGUAACCGCUAGUCUCUUCCGUAUUUUCGUAUUCCAGUUUUUCUCUACCUAGUCAGCACGUUGCUUUAUCUUUUGGUCUUGCAAUCGCUGCAUGUAUGGUCAUGUUCCUUGUUCUGAAGAAAGAUAAAAAAAUGAUAUGCACCACGAGGUGCCUGGACCCGCCGAUCGAAUUGCCACAGGAGUUGAGCUUAACAUGUGAAAUUUCAAAAAAGAAGAUAAAUAGUCUUUCUGAAUUUCCCCAAUUUUCACUAACUCCGGUCCCAAAUAAUUUACACGAAAAGUCUGAGUGGGGGAACUUUUUGAAUUACCUAUGUAAAAAUGACAAGGUUGCUCUUAUAAACUUUGAGCAGUACCAGUUUUACAUUCUACCUCCUGCGUCAGUUUCAACAUCAAGCCCAGUCAACGUUGCAUAUAAUAUAGAUAAUACAGGUUCUGUAGAUAAUCGUCCAAGGGAUUGUGAAUCAGGUUCACACUUAGAGGAAUGCGUUGGACCAAAUACAGCUGAAGGUCUUAAGUUUUCGCGAGCUGAAGAAACUCGCAACGAAUUUCAAUCUCGAGUCCCUCUAAAAAAUUUCAUACGGGCAGACCCAAGUUACCUGAAAACUCUUGGCCAGGCUCAUUCUGGAUGGAUUUUUGGAGGAAUAGCUGAGCUUGUUGAUAAUUCCAAGGACGCCAAAGCAGCUAAAAUGGACAUUUUUGUAGAUAUCAUCCAGUUGAAGAAAUCUGGGAAGGAUGUUCCGAUGCUGUGUCUUAUUGAUGAUGGUCAAGGGAUGAACCAUGAUGAGAUUUUGAAAAUGGUAUCUUUUGGACAUAAGCAAUCUGAUAAAGUUGACAAGGACCACAUUGGCAAAUUUGGUGUUGGAUUUAAAACAGGAGCAAUGAGGCUUGGGAGAGAUGUUCUGGUUCUAACACAAACAACUACUUCCAGAUCUCUAGCUUUUCUUUCACAAUCAUUGAAUGAAGGCAAAGAUAAUAUUGAAAUUCCCAUAGUUACCUAUUGUCGACAAGGACAACGUAUGGAGGUUGACCUACGUAUGCAGUCUGAAGCUUUGGCAAAAUACAAUUUGAAAGCUAUUAAGGAUUUUUCACCAUUUAACAAGUAUCUUAUUGGUGAAAAGGCAGCCUUGUUUGGUACCGGUACAGGAACACAAAUAUACAUAUGGAACUUGGAUGAAUGGGGAUCAAAGUAUUGUUUAGAAUGGCAUGAUGGACUGAAAGGUGGGAGUUCUUUUCACCAAGGUGACAUUCUUAUCCGCAGCAAGAGGACUCGUUCUCGUCCAGGCCAGAUUAGUCAAAAGGUACCAUUUGAUUACUCACUACGAGCUUAUUUAGAAAUUAUAUUUUUAGUUCCUCGAAUGAAGAUAAGUGUACAAAGAACAUUGGUUAAAAGUCGACCAUUAUCAAAAUUCCUUACUCAAACUGUUAUUGAAACUGGUGACAUCUUGAGAAGGCCAGUUGAAUUAAUUCUUGGAUUUAGUCAAUUAGAGUGGGAGCGGGCAAACUGUGGAAUGUUUUUAUAUUGGCAUGGUCGCCUAAUUGAGGCUUACAAGAGAGUGGGUGGAAUGGCUCAUAGUGCAGAUGUUGGUCGGGGUGUAAUUGGUGUUGUUGAUGUGACCAAUUUAAUGGAUGACGAGGAUGGUCGGGUGUGGGUACAUAAUAACAAGCAGGGAUUCCAAGACUCAGAACAAUAUGCAUGUCUUGAGCAGUGGCUGGGUAGAAAAGUAGAUGAAUACUGGGACAACAAUUUUGAUGCUCUUGAGUUGAACAAAGAUAACUGUGUCUUCAAACCUGAUCAUGAGUGGGUUCAAUGUGACAAGUGCAGAAAGUGGAGAAUAUUACCUACAAAUUUUGAUAGCAGAAAAUUGCCUUUGCAAUGGUUUUGUUUUAUGGAGCCUUUCAAAGGUCAAUGUUCAGAUUCUGAACAGCAGAUGGCGCCUGGCAUAGUUAAUGUUUCCACAAAGAGGUCGGGCUAUGCUUGCUUGUUGAAGGAUUCCAACUAUAAAAAGUUGGAAGGUGUUACGAAAACCUCUGGCACAGAUGAUAAAUUAAUCAAUUCUAAGGAUGCCAAAUUUCCAGCAUUAAAGCGGUUGAGAAAGGGGCUAUGAAAACAGUAGGAUUUUGUUUUGGAUGAAUACGAAAACAGUAGGAUGUUAGAACUCCAACUAACCUUAGAUAGGAUAAGCUCACAACACAAACUUCUUUAUUUUUUGUGGGGCGGAGGGUAUCAGAGCAUUUGGGAUUAGAAUUGCCUCAGGUUUUGAUGGAAGGACAUAGUCUCCAUUCUACCCUAGUUCAAGUUUUGACGUCUGAAAAUUUCUGGAAACAGGGAUGCAGUAUCUUCUCUACUUUUCUGAAUUUCUGCUGUAUGGGUCAUGUAAAUUACAUUUCCAGCAUGCAAAUGAUUCAUAUAAAUCUCUCUAUCACAAGUUGGGUCUAUUCACCAAUAUUUCGGAUAUGUGUAGCAGAUGUUUUUCAUGGAUACUUCUAAGAGGAAACUAAAAAGUUAUUUAUAAAUUAUUUUUCUAAUC
Messenger RNA from Vigna unguiculata (cowpea), 2575 nucleotides. RefSeq lists its product as uncharacterized. Gene Ontology annotation, molecular function: zinc ion binding; ATP hydrolysis activity. The record is from RefSeq and is a predicted model, not a curated record. NCBI's taxonomy places the organism in Eukaryota, Viridiplantae, Streptophyta, Magnoliopsida, Fabales, Fabaceae. Gene Ontology annotation, cellular component: nucleus.